Andrographis paniculata is the source of this 824-nucleotide messenger RNA. RefSeq names its product mediator of RNA polymerase II transcription subunit 28. The coding region runs from base 223 to 648 and encodes 141 amino acids. The transcript is spliced from 4 exons. NCBI's taxonomy places the organism in Eukaryota, Viridiplantae, Streptophyta, Magnoliopsida, Lamiales, Acanthaceae. The record is from RefSeq and is a predicted model, not a curated record. Gene Ontology annotation, biological process: regulation of DNA-templated transcription. Gene Ontology annotation, cellular component: mediator complex.
UAUUUUAACACAAAUUGCAAUUUAGCCCCUCCCUCCUAUUUUCAAUCUUUCCCCGUUUCUUUUUCCCCCUUCUAUCCGAGAGUCCGCCCGCCCAGCCGCUAACGCUGCCGACGCCACCGCCGACAAAACCCCUCGCGCUCCCGACGCCCGACCCAGCCCCUCCCCCCGACGCCGCCGCCUACCCGGGAGGACUGAAUAAAUAGCUAAGCUUUGAAGAUUAUUAUGGCUGAAAAGCAACAGCACGAGCCGCAGCAUGCCUCUGAUCCACAACUGCAGUCUUCUCCUGCUUCGAAGGAGGACAUGAUUUCCUAUGUGAUGGCCUUGGAAGCUGCUUUGUUGCCUUGCCUGCCUGCAAGGGAACUUCAAGCCAUCGAUCGAUCUCCCCAUCCUUCACAUCAAAUUGAUGUUGAGAGGCAUGCUAGAGAUUUCAUGGAGGCAGCCAAAAGGAUUCAGCUAUAUUUCAUUAGUUUGCAACGCGAAGAUCAACCAACCCGAGUAGAAAAUCUUCGGAAGGAGAUAGGUGUGUUGGAGGAAGAGUUGAGAGUGAAGGGUGAACUAAUCAAGAAGCAAGAGAGGUUAAUUCAAGGAUGGAGGGCAGAGUUGAAGAACCAAUUAGACAAACACAAUACGGAGCUGGAGAGAGUGUAAUACAUUUCUGUACUAAUAGUUUGCAACACGUUUAUGCAUUUCUGUAAUUCUAAAUUUAGGGAUAUUGCUGAAUUCAUUUUUGUAAACAUUGAGGAUGGCUAAUGUUGAAAUGACAUUAGAAUUCUAAAUCAAGGAUUUGCGUAGUGCUAAUGGAAUGUUAUAUAUUUGUAUUAUUA